GGCCACCUCCACGCUGCUGGCCGGGGACUCGGACUCCCAGGAGGAAGCGCACGGCAAGCUCGUUCUCUGGUCGGCCUCCUCUAUUUCUCUCCACCUGAUUUCCUGUUUCCUCCUCUGGCUUUGGAGUGGCUUCCCUGACUACCUCCUCUUAAGCUCCCACCUGUUCUCUAUCUCACCUCAGCUUGGCCUCCGGAACGCCCCCCGCUGCUGGGCAGUGAUCCAGCCCCUGCUGUGUGCUGUGUACAUGCCCAAGUGCGAGAACGACCGGGUGGAGCUGCCCAGCCGCACCCUCUGCCAGGCUACCCGCGGUCCCUGUGCCAUCGUGGAGAGGGAGCGGGGCUGGCCCGACUUCCUGCGCUGCACCCCCGACCACUUCCCCGAGGGCUGCCCGAACGAAGUGCAGAACAUAAAGUUCAACAGUUCGGGCCAAUGCGAGGCUCCCUUGGUUCGGACUGACAACCCCAAGAGCUGGUACGAGGAUGUGGAGGGCUGUGGGAUCCAGUGCCAGAACCCGCUCUUCACCGAGGCCGAGCACCAGGACAUGCACAGCUACAUCGCGGCCUUCGGUGCUGUCACCGGCCUCUGCACACUCUUCACCCUGGCCACAUUUGUGGCUGACUGGCGGAAUUCGAAUCGCUACCCUGCUGUUAUUCUGUUCUACGUCAAUGCGUGUUUCUUCGUGGGCAGCAUUGGCUGGCUGGCCCAGUUUAUGGAUGGUGCCCGCCGGGAGAUUGUCUGCCGUGCUGACGGCACCAUGAGGCUCGGGGAGCCCACCUCCAACGAGACCCUGUCCUGCGUCAUCAUCUUUGUCAUUGUGUACUAUGCCCUGAUGGCUGGCGUUGUCUGGUUUGUGGUCCUCACCUACGCCUGGCACACGUCCUUCAAAGCCCUGGGUACCACCUACCAGCCUCUCUCAGGCAAGACCUCGUACUUCCAUCUGCUCACAUGGUCACUCCCUUUUGUCCUCACAGUGGCAAUCCUCGCUGUGGCCCAGGUGGAUGGGGACUCUGUGAGCGGCAUCUGCUUUGUGGGCUAUAAGAACUACCGAUACCGUGCUGGCUUUGUGCUGGCCCCAAUUGGUCUGGUACUCAUCGUGGGAGGUUACUUCCUCAUCCGAGGAGUCAUGACCCUGUUCUCCAUCAAGAGCAACCACCCCGGGCUGCUGAGUGAGAAGGCAGCUAGCAAGAUCAAUGAGACGAUGCUGCGCCUGGGCAUUUUUGGUUUCCUGGCCUUUGGCUUUGUGCUCAUCACCUUCAGCUGCCACUUCUACGACUUCUUCAACCAGGCCGAGUGGGAGCGCAGCUUCCGGGACUAUGUGCUAUGCCAGGCCAAUGUGACCAUCGGGCUACCCACCAAGAAGCCCAUCCCCGACUGUGAGAUCAAGAAUCGCCCUAGCCUUCUGGUGGAGAAGAUCAACCUAUUUGCCAUGUUCGGAACCGGCAUUGCCAUGAGCACCUGGGUCUGGACCAAGGCCACGCUGCUCAUCUGGAGGCGCACCUGGUGCAGGUUGACGGGGCAGAGUGAUGACGAGCCCAAACGGAUCAAGAAGAGCAAGAUGAUCGCCAAGGCCUUCUCCAAGCGGCGCGAGCUGCUGCAGAACCCAGGCCAGGAGCUCUCCUUCAGCAUGCACACCGUCUCCCACGACGGACCUGUGGCGGGUUUGGCCUUUGACCUCAAUGAGCCCUCGGCGGAUGUGUCCUCUGCCUGGGCCCAGCAUGUCACCAAGAUGGUGGCCCGGAGAGGAGCCAUACUGCCCCAGGAUGUGUCUGUCACCCCCGUGGCAACUCCAGUGCCCCCAGAGGAAAAAGCCAACCUGUGGCUGGUUGAGGCAGAGAUCUCCCCGGAGCUGGAGAAGCGCCUGGGUCGGAAGAAGAAGCGGAGGAAGAGGAAGAAGGAGGUGUGCCCGCUGGUGCCGCCCCCUGAGCUCCGCCACCCCGCCCCCGGCCCCGCCCCAGCCUCCAGUGUCCCUCGACUGCCCCAGCUGCCCCGGCAGAAGUGCCUAGUGGCCGCAGGCGCCUGGGGAGCUGGGGAAUCCUGUCGACAGGCAGCCUGGACCCUGGUCUCCAACCCCUUCUGCCCAGAGCCCAGCGCCCCAGCCCCCAUGGCCUGGGCGCAGGGCCGAAGGCAGGGGCUGGGGCCCAUUCACUCCCGCACCAACCUGAUGGAGGCAGAACUCAUGGAUGCAGACUCGGACUUCUGAGCCUGGAGUGCGGGACCUCGGAUGAGAAAGAGGAACAGAUACCUUUCCAAGGCUCUUCUUCCUCCGAGAUUGCUUCCCCAGGGUCUCAUCUUCCAGAGAAGCUGAGGGCCCAGUGCCCUCCCAGGAGAGUUCGAUUUGUCUGGCUCACAGCAGCAGGACUGUGGGAAAGAGCCCUGACAUCUCCAUGGACAGGCCUCACCCCGGGGCAGGGCCCUGGAGCUCAGGGUCCUUGUUUCUUCCCCACCAACUGGAGUCUGGCUGGGAGCAUCAGUCUCCCACAGGGUGGUGGGGUGUGUGGAGCUUGUGGGGCAGUAAAGGUGGAGGCAGAGGUGACAGUACUUCGCUUGGGCUGUUGUGGCCAGGGAGGCAGCCAAGCCCAUGUCUGGCAGAUGAGGGCUGGCUGCCUUUGUCUAUGUCAAUGGUUGCCUUUCCCUGGCUCUCAGACCAAAAGUGUUUAUUGUGUCAUUAGCCCUUUGGCUAAGUGGGGACAGGGCUCCUUUCUCCCUCUUCCAAGUGAUUGUGGGGCUGGGAGUGCCUAUUCCCACAGGGACUAUCACCUCUCCACAGUGUCCAUCUGGCUCCACCCCAGGCCAGUAACGCACCCUGUGUUUUCCUGCCACCCUCCUUCCCCUUUCCCAUUUCAGUUCAACCAGGCCAACCUCUUCCUCUUUCCUGUUUGUUGAUUAAGACCCAGAAUUGCAGUUUUUCUAUCCCAUCCCCACACCCCACCCCUUUGCUUCUGGGCUCCAUCUCCAGGUAAAAGAUUGGUUCAGCUAUAGAGCCUGGCAUGGUAUAGAAGCAGUGAGUGAUGGGGAGCCUCUGGGAGACACAGGUUAUCUCUUCCUGUAUCUGUCCAGUGGGGGAUGGGUCCUCGGACUUGAGGGGCUCCCCUGGGAAGCUGCUGAUGCUUCAGCCAGGCAGGAAAGCUUCCUUCAACUUCCACAACCAGUGGGUGAAGAGAUUCUCACCUCUCAUAACCCCCGUUCAAGUCCCCAAGGCCCCAAUUUCAAGAACCAGACAGCAGGAAGCCUUAGAAGCUGGCUAGGUUCCAGAUCGGGGGUAGUGAUAGGGAGACGAAGUGUAAACAGUAAAUAAAAGGUUUUUGUAUAAA
Vicugna pacos (alpaca) is the source of this 3311-nucleotide messenger RNA. The record is from RefSeq and is a predicted model, not a curated record. Lineage: Eukaryota; Metazoa; Chordata; Mammalia; Artiodactyla; Camelidae.